AUGGCGGAGUCUCAUCGUGCCGAUGCUAGCGCUUUCCUCGAUAACCGCGGCUAUACCGGUCCCUUGGUUCGCGGAGUCAAUCCAGUCACCCUCUUUGAGAAGGCCGUGCGCGACCGCAUUACGGACUCCUUUUAUUGGAAGGAACAGUGCUUCGGUCUCAACGCAGCUACUCUUUGCGACCGUGCUGUGGAUUUAACAUUCCUUGGUGGUACAUAUGGUGUCUCAGAAAAACCCUCGCCGUUUCUCUGCCUCGCCUUUAAGCUUCUGCAGCUCAAUCCCGAACGAGACGUCAUUCUUGAAUACCUAAAUUUCAGCGACCCAGGCAGUGACAACGAAGGCGAAGAUGGGGCGGACAACGGCAUACUGAAGGAUCGUGGUGACUUUAAAUACUUGCGCGCACUGGCAGCGUUUUACGUACGACUUACAUUCAACGCGGUCGAUGUCUACAAGACAUUAGAACCUCUGCUCCUUGACUACCGCAAACUAAAACGCCGAGUCCGCGAUUCUUUCACCUUGACAUAUGUGGACCAAUUCAUCGAUGAUCUUCUCACUAAAGACCGUAUAUGUGGUACGAGUCUUUGGAAACUGCCACCCCGCUCACAAUUGGAGGAUCUAGAGAUGCUUGAUGAACGAAUCAGCCCUCUGGCAGAUGAAUUAGAAGAGCUCGAUCGAGAUAGUGAUGACGGAGACGGCAGUCACAGCGAUGAUGGAUCUUCGAGCAAAAAGGACGAGGGUGACGACUGA
Penicillium angulare is the source of this 744-nucleotide messenger RNA. RefSeq names its product PRP38 family protein. Bases 1 to 744 code for a protein of 247 amino acids. Gene Ontology annotation, cellular component: precatalytic spliceosome. Lineage: Eukaryota; Fungi; Ascomycota; Eurotiomycetes; Eurotiales; Aspergillaceae. The transcript has a single exon. The record is from RefSeq and is a predicted model, not a curated record.